AUGUUCAGAAACGAUUUUAGUACUUCCUUUUUUUCCCUUCCUUCCUUCCUUCCUUCCUUCUUCCCAUUCAUCUAUCUAUAUCUAUCUAUCUAUCUAAUAACAUUCCUUCCUUCCUUAUCUAUCUAUCUAUAUUCUAUGUAUCUAUGCUUUGCUCCUUCCGUCCCUUCCUUCCUUCCUUCCUUUCCUUUCUAUCUAUCUAUCAUCUAUCUAUCUAUCUAUCUUCCUUUCUAUCUAUCUGUGAUUGCUCUUAUUCCAUUCCUUCCUUUCUAUCUAUCUAUCUAUGCUUGCUCCUUCCUUCCUUCCUUCCUUUUUCCUUCCUUCCUUUCUAUUCUAUCUGUGAUAUUCAUUCAUUUCAUUAUCUAUCUAUCUAUUCAUCUAUCUAUCUGUGAUUGCUCUUUCUAUUCCACCCUUCCUUCCUUCCUUUCUAUCUAUCUAUGCUUGCUCUUCCUUCCUUCCUUCCUCCUUCCUUCCUUCCUUCCUUCCUUCCUUCCUUUUCUAUCUAUCUACCUAUCGAUCUAUCUAUCUAUCUGUGAUUGCUCUUUCAUUCCACCUUCCUUCCUUUCUAUCUAUCUAUCUAUGCUUGCUCCUUCCUUCCUUCCUUUCCUUCCUUCCUUCCUUCCUUUCUAUCUAUCUAUCUAUCUAUAUCUAUCUGAUUGCUCUUUCAUUCCACCCCUUCCUUCCUUUCAUCUAUCUAUCUAUGCUUGCUCCUUCCUUCCUUCCUUCCUUCCUUCCUUCCUUCCUUCCUUCCUUCCUUCCUUCCUUCCUUUCUAUCUAUCUACCUAUCGAUCUAUCUAUCUAUCUGUGAUUGCUCUUUCAUUCCACCCUUCCUUCCUUUCUAUCUAUCUAUCUAUGCUUGCUCCUUCCUUCCUUCCUUCCUUCCUUCCUUCCUUCCUUCCUUCCUUUCUAUCUAUCUACCUAUCGAUCUAUCUAUCUAUCUGUGAUUGCUCUUUCAUUCCACCUUCCUUCCUUUCAUCUAUCUAUCUAUGCUUGCUCCUUCCUUCCUUCCCCUUCCUUCCUUCCUUCUUCCUUCCUUUCCAUCUAUCUACCCAUCGAUCUAUCUAUCUAUCUGUGAUUGCUCUUUCAUUCCACCCUUCCUUCCUUUCUAUCUAUCUAUCUAUGCUUGCUCCUUCCUUCCUUCCUUCCUUCCUUCCUUCCUUCCUUCCUUCCUUCCUUCCUUUCUAUCUAUCUACCUAUCGAUCUAUCUAUCUAUCUGUGAUUGCUCUUUUCAUUCCACCUUCCUUCCUUUUCUAUCUAUCUAUCUAUGCUUUCUUCUUCCUUCCUUCCUUUUCCUUCCUUCCUUCUUCCUUCCUUCCUUCCUUCCUUUUCUAUCUAUCUACCUAUCGAUCUAUCUAUCUAUCUGAUUGCUCUUUCAUUCCACCCUUCUUUUCCUUUCUAUCUAUCUAUCUAUGCUUGCAUCUAUCUAUCUCUAUCUAUCUAUCUGUGAUUGCUCUUUCAUUCCACCUUCCUUCCUUUCUAUCUAUCUAUCUAUCUAUGCUUGCUCCUUCCUUCCUUCCUUCCUUCCUUCCUUCCUUCCUUCCUUCCUUUUCUAUCUAUCUACCUAUCUAUCUAUCUAUCUAUCUGUGA
Messenger RNA from Acanthosepion pharaonis, 1584 nucleotides. The record is from the annotation of a GenBank genome assembly. Lineage: Eukaryota; Metazoa; Mollusca; Cephalopoda; Sepiida; Sepiidae.